Messenger RNA from Helobdella robusta, 1428 nucleotides. RefSeq lists its product as hypothetical. Bases 1 to 1428 code for a protein of 475 amino acids. Lineage: Eukaryota; Metazoa; Annelida; Clitellata; Rhynchobdellida; Glossiphoniidae. The transcript is spliced from 7 exons. The record is from RefSeq and is a predicted model, not a curated record.
AUGGGUUUGCAACAAUGCAAGUCGAAAAAAAGAGAUACACCCAGCAUAUCAGAAGAGUAUAAAAAUCAAAUGAGAAAUAAUUUAAAGCGAACAACUCACCUAGGAAUUGGCAAACUGUUCAUAGUUGGAAAAAUGAUUUUUGGGGUCAUCGGCUGUAAUUUUGUCCCGGGUAAAGUGAAAGGACAGGAAUGCUCGGGGUCCCGGAAAAAAGUUGAUCCAUCGGGCGCGAGGGCUGCUUCGCCUCUCGGUGCCGCACCCGACCCCAGGCCUGGGCUGCCCACACGGUCGUCCGCCGCAUCGGUCUCCGGUGAUCCUCUCGGCCUGGAUUACUCUGGUGUUUUUGAUAAGCUGACGGCCGUGCUGAAAUGUGUACCGGUGUACGACCAUAUCCCUAAGCCAUGCAGGGAAAAGUUCGCACAUGAUCUGAACGCCUUGCUGACGGCUGUUUGUAACGACCCUGGUGACCCGGCUCACUGGGGAAACCUGUCCUCGGCGGUCAGACUUGUCUGCUCGCCGGAGGGCCUGGCGGAGAGCUCGCCGGCCACCUUCGAUAAAUUAUGUUCUAUCCACCCAAAAAUUUCGGUGGACAGGCGGGUCUUUCCCACAUUGACACCAACGGCUGGUUGCGUUUCUCCCGCCGAGGUGCUGAGGGCCGUUAAAUCUUUCAAAAUGGGUUCUUCUGGAGGCCUGGAUGGCCUACGACCCCAGCACCUUAAGGAUGUUUUUUCAGGCCCCUUGCCAAUUGACGACACACUGAACUCCUUAACCCAAUUCAUUAAUUUGAUCCUAUCUGGAGCUUGCCCACUCUCCCUCUCUGAGCUUGAAUUCGCCCUGGGUCGUGUUUCCUGUCUUUCGGCCCAUGAUGCCUUGACUAUUAUCCGCAAUGCCCUCAGUUUGCCCAAAUUGAUGUACUUCCUGCGUACAUCUAAACACAUUGACCCUUCUAAAUUGGGCGAAUUUGACGGAGCCCUGCGCACCGCCCUGUCGUCGAUUUGCAAUGUUCAAGAACCAUCCGGCAUUUCUGCGCAUGAUGGUAGGCGACCGGACGGAUGCACGCUAAUACCUUGGAGAGCCGGCAGAUGUUUGGCGUGGGAUGUUACGGUCCCUGGCACCCUCGCCGAACGAUACGUAAACCUGACAAGUAAAGAAUGCGGUUUGGCCGCGGCCAGGGCAGCGGACGAGAAAAUGAAGAAAUAUGGGAAUGCCCUCCCCUCUAUGGAAUUCUUGCCAAUAUGCAUCGAGGUUCUCGGCCCGAUGGACCCCAACACCCUUAAAUUUCUUAAGGAAAUAGGCAAAAUGAUCAGUGUCAGAUCAGGUGACAGCAGGGAACUGUUUUUUGCAACCAACCACAUUUCGUGCUUGUUGCAGCGGUUCCUGCGUGUCUGUGUGCUUGAAAAUAUCCAACUGAAUGCCGACAUGUGCAAUUAA